Alexandromys fortis (reed vole) is the source of this 1539-nucleotide messenger RNA. It is a transcript of the gene Gar1, whose product is annotated as GAR1 ribonucleoprotein. Bases 584 to 1249 code for a protein of 221 amino acids. Gene Ontology annotation, molecular function: box H/ACA snoRNA binding. The record is from RefSeq and is a predicted model, not a curated record. Gene Ontology annotation, cellular component: box H/ACA snoRNP complex. The transcript has 7 exons. Lineage: Eukaryota; Metazoa; Chordata; Mammalia; Rodentia; Cricetidae. Gene Ontology annotation, biological process: snoRNA guided rRNA pseudouridine synthesis; ribosome biogenesis.
GGGGCGGGAAGGUAAGAAACUUCAAAGAUCUCAUUUGGCGGUGGCAGGAUCUGACGUGCCCCCGGCCGGACCAGGGCGGAGCUCCGCUCAAACUGAGAUGCUGCCACACUCUGCGGAGCUGAGUCAGGUCGGGAUCUUCUCGCGGCCCGUGAAGCGACGGGCACCAACUACAGCCAAACCAGCCUGUCGACGGACAGAACGCCUCACCAGUUAUUAGACCGUAAGGAUUCAGACGCCCCGCUGUCUCCAAGGGCAACGAGAGACCUCACUUCCGGAAACGUCGCGUACGGAGGGCGCUGCUAUUCUAUGUCACUUCCGCUCCCUGGGCUUUGCGGAUCUGGGGAGGGUGAGGUGGGGUUACAUUGGACGGGAUUGUUUCUCUUCCGGCGCUGGACACUGUAUUAGAGAAGGCGUUAGAAUCGCUGCGUCCGCUAGUGGCAGGCUCUUCCUGCAGACCAGGCCUUCGCGUUUCUGGUCAGGUAGCACCGGUACGGUGGCCGAGGAGGUUUGAGUGCGCCGGAAGUCGUCCUCGGCGCUCGCGCCUGGCUGGGCUAGAGACGCACGUGGCGCGGCCGGAGAGAACAUGUCUUUCCGAGGAGGAGGAGGAGGUCGCGGAGGCUUUAAUCGCGGUGGCGGAGGCGGCGGCUUCAACCGUGGCGGCGGCGGUAGCAACAACCACUUCCGAGGGGGCGGUGGCGGCGGCAAUUUCAGAGGCGGCGGCCGAGGAGGGUUUGGACGAGGGGGCGGUCGUGGAGGCUUUAAUAAAUUCCAAGAUCAAGGACCUCCAGAACACGUCGUCUUGUUAGGAGAGUUCAUGCACCCCUGUGAAGAUGACAUCGUUUGUAAAUGUACCACAGAGGAGAACAAGGUGCCGUACUUCAACGCUCCUGUGUUUUUAGAAAACAAAGAACAGAUUGGAAAAGUGGAUGAGAUAUUUGGACAACUUAGAGAUUUUUAUUUUUCAGUCAAACUAUCAGAAAACAUGAAGGCAUCGUCCUUUAAAAAGCUCCAGAAGUUUUAUAUAGAUCCGUAUAAGCUGCUGCCAUUGCAGAGGUUUCUGCCUCGUCCUCCUGGCGAGAAAGGACCUCCCAGAGGUGGAGGUGGUGGUGGCAGGGGAGGUCGAGGAGGAGGAAGAGGAGGUGGUGGCCGAGGUGGUGGAAGAGGUGGUGGCUUUAGAGGUGGAAGAGGUGGAGGUGGGGGCUUCAGAGGAGGAAGAGGAGGUGGUGGAUUCCGAGGAAGAGGACAUUAGAUGUGGCAGUUGGUAGACCUCACGUCUUCUGUUUUCUCUGCGUGAUCUUCUGCUGUGAUUGAAGUCUGUCUGGAGCCUUGAGGAUGCCGCUCUGUCAGUGGAGCUGAAUCGUCUGUCAGCACUGGGUAGAAACAAGUGGGGCAGAACAGUCGUUUGUGCCCAGAAAGAGCAUGAAGACCCCGCUCUGUGCAGUACCUGGGACUUAAGCCUGGUGGGUGCUUAAGGAACAACAGGACUUCUCCUCUGAAGCAUACUUUGAGUUUUUUAAAUAAAAUUUUUUAUUUCUUUAA